This is a messenger RNA of Sphaeramia orbicularis (orbiculate cardinalfish), 3943 nucleotides long. It is a transcript of the gene fzd6, whose product is annotated as frizzled class receptor 6. Gene Ontology annotation, molecular function: Wnt-protein binding; Wnt receptor activity. Gene Ontology annotation, biological process: non-canonical Wnt signaling pathway; canonical Wnt signaling pathway. The record is from RefSeq and is a predicted model, not a curated record. The transcript is spliced from 8 exons. Bases 394 to 2523 code for a protein of 709 amino acids. Lineage: Eukaryota; Metazoa; Chordata; Actinopteri; Kurtiformes; Apogonidae. Gene Ontology annotation, cellular component: plasma membrane.
UUGGGACAGAUCGGAGGACCGAUCUGGAUCUUUCCCUCGAAACACGUCAAUAAACCCCCACAGAACCCCCACUAAAACACACACCAGACUCUACCCAUGUAGCCAGCUGUCUCACGAACUCCGGGGACGUUGGGGGGAUGUAGGAUUCCUGUAUUUGACCCUGAGGCACAUCUGACCCAAACUGGGAGCUGAUGGAAAAAUUUUACCUGCUGCCUCACCCUCCCGCCUCACUGAGGUGACCCCAGGAGAAGUGGAACGCGAAUGACAGAGUGAGCCAGGGGAAUCUGAAAUUUGGGCCAAGAUAUCCUCCCACUGAGCCAGAAUUAAACCUGUUCCUAGUUUAUACACACACACAAAAAAAGAAAUACCCUAGACACUCAAUCAACUAUCACCAUGCUGAUCCCAGGACCACUGUGGGUGUGCUUGGCGCUGUUAUGUGUAGGAAGCUGUAGUGCUCACAGCCUGUUUACCUGUGAGCCAAUCAAAGUACAUCGAUGUCUGGGUAUGCCCUACAACAUGACCUUCUUUCCCAACAUGAUGGAGCACUAUGACCAGGACAUUGCAGCCAGUAAUAUGGAGCCUUUUAUGCCCCUGGUAAACCUACACUGCUCCCCGAGUGUCCACCACUUCCUGUGCCAAGCUUUUAUCCCACAAUGCACCGAGGAAAAAACCGUGAUCCUUCCAUGUCGAGAAGAGUGUAAGAUGGUGCUGUCGGACUGUGCAGAGGAUAUCCGAGUGUUCGGUAUCACCUGGCCUCCUGAGCUGCAGUGUGACAAAUUGCAGACCUGCUACCUGUUUGACAACUCUUUGUCAGCUCCUCCUGUAACAACCCCCGAGACCUCAUCAUCGGCGAAAAGGGACCUCGGCUUCUGGUGUCCACUGCAGUUAAAGACCAGACCAGGCCUGGGCUCCAUGUUCCUGGGGGCCCAGGACUGUGCUCCGCCUUGUUCUAACAUGUAUUUCAAACCCCAUGACAUUGAAUUUGCAAAGAGCUUCAUCGGCGUGUGUUCCAUCAUCUGCCUGGGAGCCACGCUUUUCACCUUCCUCACCUUCCUCAUCGACGUUAAGCGUUUCCGCUACCCAGAGCGUCCCAUAAUCUUCUACGCCGUUUGCUACAGCUUUGUCUCGCUCAUUUACUUUAUCGGCUUCCUGCUGGGGAACAACGCAGCCUGCACCAAAGCCGCUCAUCCUUCAGGCGUGGACACUGUGGUGCUGGGCUCUCAGAGUAAAGGAUGCACUCUGCUGUUUAUGCUGCUCUACUUCUUCUCCAUCGCUGGUAUCGUUUGGUGGGUCAUUCUUACCAUCACGUGGUUCCUAGCCGCUGGUCCCAAGUGGAGCUGUGAGGCCAUAGAGAAGAAAGCAGUGUGGUUCCACUCUGCUGCGUGGGGGAUCCCCGGGGCGCUAACGGUCAUGCUCCUGGCUCUCAACAAGGUGGAAGGGGACAACAUCAGCGGGGUUUGCUUCGUGGGACUCUACGACCUGGAUGCCCUGCGCUACUUCGUCCUGGCCCCGCUGUGCGUGGGCGUCAUAGUCGGCCUCUUCCUCCUCCUGGCGGGCAUCGUCUCCCUCAACCACGUCAGGCAGGUCAUUCAACACGACGAGCGCAACCAGGAGAAGCUCAAGAAGUUCAUGAUCCGCAUCGGUGUGUUCAGCUGCCUCUACCUGGUUCCGCUGGUCACCCUGUUGGCCUGCUACACCUACGAACAGAGCCACCGCAGCAGCUGGGAGACCACCUGGAUCAACGACCGCUGUCAGGAGUACAGCAUCCCCUGCUCCUAUAAGACCACAGAGAACAACCGUCCAGACCUGUCCCUGUUUCUCGUCAAAUACUUGAUGACGUUAGUUGUCGGGAUAUCCGCCGUGUUCUGGGUCAGCAGCAAAAAGACCUGCUCCGAGUGGGCCUACUUCUUCAACAGGACACGGAAGAGGGAUCCCAUCAGCGAGAGCCGCCGGGUUCUCCAGGAAUCCUGCGAGUUCUUCCUCAAGCACAACAGCCGAGUCCAGCACAAGAAGAAGCACUACAAGCCCAACUCGCACAAGCUCAAGGUCAUCUCUAAGUCCAUGGGCACGAGCACGGUGGCGGGCGCACCCACUAACGCCUCCACCACCACCGCUUCUAACCAAGGAACGUCAGCUCUGGCCAAUCACGGGCCUCACGCACAAGGCUCCCUGUCUGAGGUGUCGGCCAGGGAUCAUCUGGACCGUGGGACCUCGAACAGGAGCUCCAGGCGGGGAGAGCGGGGAGACAGGGAGAGGGAGAGGGAGAAGGAAGGGGGAGAGAGACGCAGUAAAGGGAGCUCCAGUAAGGUCAGCAGCCGCUCGGAGAGUUUACUCAGAGUCCCAGAUGGGAGGAUGACGCCGAGGAGUGACCUGUCCGAAGCCAGGCAGGUUUCCAGUGGACAGCAGCAGCAGCAGCAUCCAGCUUUAAACCUAUCACUGAGCAGCAGCAUUCAAGACUCCACCCACCAACUGGUGCACAAGGCACCUGAGGAGAGCAAGGAGGCAAAAGACAGCAACUGCUGAGAUGUUGGACCCUAAAGUUUUCCCACUAAACCAGCCGUCCAUCCCUGAAUUUAAUGGUGGCGCCUGUUUGAAAUCCCAGCAUCCCUUUGUGUUUCCUGGCAUAUAUUAUAUCAGCUGCAUGUGUCUGAGUAUAUGAUUGUCUUAAAUGCUGCCAGUUUAAUACAGCGUACCUCAUGCAUUUCAGAUGUGGUAUGUUUGGACCAGAAUGUGUUGGCUUUAGUGGAGUCUUAACGGGGUGACAUUAUUGACUUUGGGCGACUCCUGUGUCUGUCAGCUUUACUGAGCUUAUAUCCAUACAGUCAAACCGUGAAUGUUUCAUCAGCACAUGUGUAUAUGAAAUCCAACAGCAUUAAAGUACAAAUGUUAGGUCUACAGUUACUCAGACUGGUAGAUCAUAGUAGAGAGGCGAAAGAAAACAAUAUUUAUGUAAACCUGCAUUUUUUCUUCUUUUUUUUUUUUUUUUUUUUUUUUUUUAGAAGUGAAGUCUUACACUGGACUAGUCGUUACACUGUUGGUUUUAAGAAAGGUCAUGAUAAAGCCAAACAUUUAAUCUAAGGAAAAAGUCUUCCUGUGGUAAACUUUAUCUGAAUGUCUGUUGUUAGUAAAACAUCGUGUGUACUUUUUAUUAUUUUAAACAAGGCAUGCUCAUAAACUUGAUAAUUUUAAAUGCUGAUUUUUGAUAAAAAAAAAAAUUUUAUUACAGAAAAUACUCUAUCAUUUUGUGUAUUUCAAUUUUCUGCUAUUUUCUGUUGUUCAAGCCUUUAUUUUAUUUUUUUUAUUUAGAGUCUGCUCCCCAUAAAGACGCAUCCUAUGAAUCUGGAUCAAGUUUAGCUUUAUAGUUUUCUAAAGAAUGUGCCUUUCCUCGUGAACCUACACAUGGUUUGCAGGUGUAGGUGUUAAAUUCAUAGAUUUACAAUUAAAUAAGGAAACCAGUCAAAUGGGCUUUGCACUAUUUCUCACCAGAAGCACAAACCACUAAAUAUUAAGUGUGAAUUGUCCUAAUGACUGAAUAUCUGGGGUUUUAUUCAGGAUUUCUAUUUAACAUAUGGGUUCUGGACCAUAUAUCUCUGUAUUUCCACAUCUGCUUCUGUGACUACUUCACACUCUGUCAUGCUGCACUAUCUGUUUUGCUGUAAAAAAGGGUUGAAUUUUUCCCUUAAAAGUCUUUAAAUGGCCUAUUUGAGGGUCUCGGGAUGUCCCCAAUAACACUAAUUAAACAAAAGGGAAAUAUUUUUAGUCUUCUGCAGUUGAGAGGAGAUCUUGCUGAUGAUAAAACUAGACCUAGUGUAGUUUAAGACCAGUUUUUAUGGAGCUGUUUUUAAUGUGUUUUUAUUGUAGCCUGUAUUUCUGGCAAAAUUUUUGUAUCAAUACCAUUUAAUUUUGAUAAAAUACUGAAUAAAAAAAAGUGCAUUGAUGCUUG